AUGGAUUUAUAUGAAUGUCUGAAUGAGUGCUUUAUCAAUAAUACGGCCCCAAUUGACAAAGAGAAGCGUCUUAUAUGCGUGAAUGAUUGCUACAAGGAAGAGUCAUGGGGUAUCAUGUUAUGGGUAGGUCUUUACAUAGCAGGUGCUUCUCUAGUAUGCAUGAUAGCCUUCAUAAUCGACCUCUUCAACGGUUUCCGUUCCAAGAAGCUUUGGUUUCCUUGCAAGUUCUUCUCCCUCAACGCCGCCAUAUCUGCCGUCCUCGCCAUAGCCUUGAAGAUUCCCUCCGAUUUAACUACCCCCAUGCACUCCCUUAACGAACAGCUCGUGAAACUCUCCGGUACCGCCUUGAUGGCCAUAUCAUUGGCAAACUUCAUGCCCUCCCUUGCCUCCAUGUCCGAUUCAGAACUCUUUUCCAACUUGAUGGCACUCGCCCUCUUAAUCGUCCCUCUUGUUUCAAAUAUUUGUAUCCAGAUCUCAACCGGAUUGAUUGAAAAUUUCCAAAUACUACAUGUCAUCAUCCUAUCCUUCAUUCUCCUCCAGUUUUCCUUGCUCAUUUCCACUGCCAUAGCUUCUCCCACCAUUAAAAUAAAACUCGACUCUUCUUACAAGGAAGCCAUGUCAACAGAAACUUCUUCCAAACGCAUCAUUUCCAACGACGAGUUAAUUAAGAAGCAUUGGGUUUUGACGCAGACAAGCAACCCUCAAUUUGCGAUAGCUCGUUCUGUUAUAUGCACUACUUCAGGAGCAACCUGUUUCAUAAUCUUUCUUUUUCUAGCUUUAUAUGUACUUCCAGACAUCAAUGAGUUGGUCUUUGACUCCGAAAUCAAUCUCACCGAAUCCAAUUACAAAUGGUCGGUGAAUUUCAUUGUUGCAUCCCAGAUGGCCGCAAUUCUCUUCGGGUCCAUAUCCCCAAUAUGUCGAUGGUUCACCAUGAUUUGGUUCAAAUUUACAGGAUGGUCAAAAUCAAGCUUUAGAGAUUUGUGGACGGUCGAGGAAUACUGGACAGAGAGAUUACGAGAAUUGAAAGAGUCGCGGUCACGGUUGAAUUGCCGCCUUUUGAAAUUACAAAAAUGGAACAGGAAAGCUCUGUUUCUGGAUAUUUGCAUUAAGUUCCAGAUUUUCACAGUUAUUUCAUGCAAGUUCCUCAGUUUCAUCUUCUUGGUCUCUUUCCUUCCCUCCCUUUAUUUCUACAAGAUGAUCUUAAUCUUAAUUGGUUCUAUAAAGAAGAAGAAGAAGAAGACGGUGGAUACCCGAAAAAAAUGGGAUUCUAAGUGGGAACUAAAACUUGAAAAGGAACCAGAGUUUCCCAAGGAUACAAUAAAGAAAAUUGUUAGUGUUGCUAAUGGUUAUAUCAAGAAAGGCAAGAAGAAGGCAGAUUCCAUGAAACUAAUCAAACUUCUCAACAAAGCAGAUGGAUUCGACGGAAUCGAGAAAUUCAAUCCAAUUCUUAUUCAAAGACUAACCGGAAUAGCCAUAGGCGGCGUACCUAAUAAUAGGAAUGGCAGUUGGACCAUGAUGGUUGUGACACUUUCCACCAUAGCAGUGGCCUGCCCAAACACAACAUGGGAAUGUGAGAAGUUUAUACUUAUGGUGAGCAAUAUCCUUCCAUAUGUCAUAUACGUUGAUGAAAUUGUUGGGGUUGGCUCAAAAGUUGACAAUAUUAUUGAUCUUGUGGACGCUGCCAUGGUUGUGUGGUUUGAUGUCCACUUCUCUAGAAAAUGGCUAGGAAACACCAACUUGCCAAUCCAGACAAUUGAGAAUAAUUCUUUGAAGGAGAAACUUACAAUUCUACAAGAAUCCAGCACGAAUUAUAUCGAGAAUGCAACAACUGGCAUUGAUAAACUGAGAAUCACAGCAGCAGAAUGGAUGAACGAAACGGUUGAGAUGGUUCUACAAUUCUCAGAAAGGGGUCACGAUGAUGAUGAUCUGUCCGACAAAAUAUCUGGAAUGGUUGCAGAUAUCUUAGCCGCGUGCUUGGUAAACCUAUCAAAAGCCAUAACCAUAAAGAUCUCAGACACUCCCAUUGAAAAAAGAGAGGAUGUGGUGAAACAGGCCGCUAGCAUAUUUGGAGAAACCGAACUAGUUCGACAAUUUGCGGAGAAAAGACUUUCCUCUGCUUCCCAAUAUCACAAGGACUACGUAGAGGCCUCCUGGUGGAAGGUUGUGAUUAAUAAACCGUGGAUCGAAGAUACGAUACAAGAUUUGAAGGCGUCUCAUGUUUCUACCUACGAGCAUAAGAUAAAUAUCCACGACCACGCAGAUGAUGCAUGA
Messenger RNA from Impatiens glandulifera, 2271 nucleotides. RefSeq lists its product as uncharacterized. The transcript has a single exon. Bases 1 to 2271 code for a protein of 756 amino acids. Lineage: Eukaryota; Viridiplantae; Streptophyta; Magnoliopsida; Ericales; Balsaminaceae. The record is from RefSeq and is a predicted model, not a curated record.